AUGUCAGUUUUUUAUGAUGACAUGACUUACUGGUAUCCAUAUCAGCUGUAUGUGGAGGGCUUUUCGGGAACUCGUCUAGUGUUUUCCAACUCCACCUCCAUGGUCUUCAGCCCCAGGUGCAUGUCCAUUUUUAUCCAGACCGACAAGAACUACUACCAGCCCGGACAGACGGUCAAAUUUCGGGUUGUAUCAGUUACUCCUGAAGGAAAGCCGUACAGCGGUCGGACUGAUAUUUUUAUUAGGGAUCCCAAGGGGAAUAUGAUUCGACAGUGGCUCGCUGUGGAAAGUUUUCUAGGCGUCAUUUCUAAAGAGCUGAACAUCUCUCAGAAUCCACCACGAUCCUGGAAAAUUACAGCUGGAGUCAAUGAUGUUAUUCAUGAGAGAGCGUUCACUGUGGACCACUAUGCAUGUGUUUGCAGUACUUCUAGAUUCGAGGUAAAGCUGGACGUUCCCUCUGUCGUGUAUUAUGAAGACACACUGACGGGGACGGUCACAGCCAAAUAUUUUUAUGGGAAGCCUGUCAGUGGGUUUAUGGAUGUUACAUUUGUCCAUAGUUUUAAUGGCAUUGAAAUGCGAUAUGAACACACAGAAAGGUGAAUAGAGGGCUCUGUUGAAAUCACUUUUGACAUGCAGGACUUUUCCACACGAUUCAAUGAUUAUUCAUAUACAUAUUAUGAUGGCUACAGACCCAUUGAAUUUAUUGAUGUUAAUGUGAAUGUCACAGAAAGUGCUACAGGUUUAAUGUACAACAGCAGCGCAAGGGUUUCCAUUGUGACAAAUAAAUAUCAGCUAGAGUUUCUGCAAUAUCCACAUAUUGUUAAACCCUCCAUGACCUUCACCGCUAAGCUGAAGUUGAGUCUGUAUAACCAGCGGGCGCUGUCUGCUGAGGAUCGGAAUAUAAGUGUUCGUCUGGCAGUGAUGCAGCACAAGCUCAGCCCCUGGACGUGGAUGUGGAGUGACGGAGGACCUCUAGGGCCUCGUAUGAUGAACAGCACACCUUCCACCAGCUUCACUCCCAUCAGUGAUGGAAGACCUCUAGGGCCUCAUAUGAUGAACAGCACACCCUCCACCAGCUUCACUCCCAUCUACGACCUCCCUGUCCAGAACAUUGAGCUUCCUGUCACUGCUGACGGCUUGAUGUCUUUCCAGAUCCAGCUCUCCGACAGCGUGGCCACUCUGGAUCUAGAGGCAAGGUUUAAAGACACAGUCCAGCAUCUUCAGCUCUACAGGAGUUAUUCUUCGCCAAGUAAAUCCUACAUUCAGCUUCACAGAGACAACAAGCCUCAGGUUGGACGGCCGCUGAAUUUCACUUUGGAGAGCAGUUUUAACUUGACCAAAUUCCACUACCUUGUGACGUCUCGUGCUGGAGUGGUGGAUGCUGGGACAGUUCAGUCGUCCUCCUUCAGUCUGAACACAGAUCACCUGUGGGCUCCCCAGGCUUGUGUGGUGGUUUAUCACACACUUCCAGAUGGAGAGAUCGUGAAUGACGCUCUACACGUCUCUUUCACUGAAGUGCUCAGAAACGCAGUGUCUGUGCGCUGGAGUCAGGAUCGCACAGAACCAGCAGAAUCCGUGUCUCUAUCUGUUUCUGUAUCCGAACCUGGAUCUGUGCUGGGAAUCCUGGUGGUAGACAAAGCCACGCUGAACUCAGCUGAAGACAAUGGCCUCUCGGAGAAGACGGUGCUUGAGGAAUUUCUGUCGUACAGCAGAGAGAUGACCCACACGGAUAACAGAGGCAUGAAAAUGGGAGAUCCGUAUUCUGUAUUCACGGCUUGCGGCGUCACGGUUCUGACUGAUGCCAGGCUGAAUCAGGAGAUGGCGACCAAUCAGGAGAUGUUUCCAAUGUUCCCAGGGGAGGAGGGACUCUUUAUGACUGCGAUGCCUGACAGCAGUAUUCAAGAGCCCAGACAGAGAAAAGACUUUCCUGAAACCUGGAUCUGGCUGGAUGCUAAUGUGAGUGACUCCUCUUCAGCGGUCUUCUCCUUGACUGUGCCAGACAGCCUGACCUCAUGGGUGGCUUUUGCUAUCGUCAUGUCUGAGAAUCUGGGUUUGGGCAUCAGCGCUCCUGCAGAGCUGACAGUGUUCAGAGAUUUCUUCCUGUCGCUGGACCUCCCGGCGUUCCUCAUCCGUGGAGAACUGCUGCUGCUGGAAGUCAAUUUAUUCAACUAUAUGGAUGUAGAUUUGGAGGUGAUUGUAGUAGUUGCAGAAAGCGGGAUGUUUGAGUUUGUGUCAGCAGACAGCGCAGAUUUUUCCGUGGCCAACGUGAGAAAAGUGUCGGUGUUGAGUCAGAACUUCACCACGCUUCUGUUCCCCAUCAGAGCCACGAUGCUGGGAGAAAUUCCCAUCUCUGUCAAAGCCACGUCCGUCUACUCUUCAGACUGGCUCCACAAAACUGUUCUAGUCAAGCCAGAAGGACUGCAGCAGUCGUUCACUCAGACCUUGUUUCUGGAGUUUCUUCUGCAGCAGCACACACUGUCCAGGAAGAUGACCUUCAGUUUUCCUGCAGAUGUGGUUCCUGACAGUCAGAGGGCCAGUGUUUCUGCUGUGGGUGAUAUUCUGGGCCCGUCCAUUGGAAAUCUGGACUCCCUCAUUGAUAUGCCUUACGGUUGUGGUGAGCAGAACAUGAUCCAUUUUGCUCCAAAUACCUAUGUUCUCCGGUAUCUUAAAAGCACUAAGCAGCCUGAAGAACAGACCAGGAGGAAAGCUAUGAGCUAUAUGAUGGAAGCUUAUGAGCGUGAGCUUUCCUACCAAAGGGUUGACGGCUCCUUCAGUGCCUUUGGAGACAGCGAUGAUUCUGGCAGCACGUGGCUGUCAGCGUUCGUGCUCAGGUGUUUUCUUCAGGCUCAGGACUUCAUUUUCAUUGAGCCACUGGUGAUGGAGAGAACUGCAUAUUGGCUGGUGGCCCAUCAGGAGUCGGAUGGUUCGUUCAGGGAGCCGGGUCGGGUCAUCCACACUGAGCUACAGGGAGGACUGGAUGGAUCGGUGUCUCUCACUGCAUAUGUCCUUAUAGCACUUCUGGAGGAUGCCAAAUAUGAGAACACACAUAAACACAGUGUGUCUUUAGCCUUGAGUUUCUUGACAUCUCAUCUGGCUCAGGGAAUCUCCAGUAACUACAGCUUGUCUUUAGUGGUCUAUGCUCUGUCAUUGGCCAAGAGCAGCGCGGCUCCAACUGCCCUCACCACACUGCUGAACAGAGCACUGGUCAUAGAUGGAGUGCCAACAUGGAGAUCUCCAGGCAGCGUUCUGUAUGAUUCCUGGCAGCCGCGUUCAGCAGAUAUUGAGAUCGCUGCUUAUGUCCUGCUCACCAUGCACAGUCUCAGACGAAUGGAUGAAGGAUUCGUUCUGAUGAAGUGGCUCAGUCAGCAACGAAACCAUCUUGGAGGAUACGGAUCCACUCAGGAUACAGUGAUGGCGUUGCAUGCGCUGUCAGUUUACGCCACCUUCAGCAGUGCAGAGUCCAUGGAUCUCACCAUCAGAGUGAAUGGAGGCUCCAGCACCGUGGCCAUAUUCAGCAUAGACAAAUCCAACUACCUACUCCAACAGAGCCACGACCUGCCCAUCGAAUCUGAAGAUGGGGUUGACAUUGAAGUGGAGGCAGAGGGUACAGGCUUUGCUCUGUUUCAGCUUACUGUGUUCUACAACGUGAUGAAUGCGAGAAGAUCGCUCAGACGUCGUGACAUUCACACAGAUGAGGCCUUCUACUUGUAUGUGGACAUUAUGGAUAAGGAGGAGUACCAUGUAAACCUUUACACAUGUUUCAGGCUGAGGGGAGGUCAGGGUCUGAAUCAGACAGGUAUGGCCAUAUUGGACGUUGGUUUACUGACAGGCUUCAGUUUGGCUCAAGAUGGCGUUCAGAUUGACGAUACAGUCAGAAGAGUAGAGACGCCAUCAGGGCGAGUUAUACUUUACUUAGACAAGGUGACCACAGUGGAACAGUGCCUUGAAAUAUCCACCAUAAUGGACUUUAAGGUGGCCGGUGUCCAGGAUGCAGUGAUCAUCAUCUACGACUACUAUGAGCCACGCCGGAGAACGGUGCGCUCCUACACGUCUGAGAGGAGACGGGACAUGUCUGUGUGCUCUUUCUGCGGCUCAGAUUGUUCUCUGUGUGGGACUCAAGGUUUCAGCACUGAUGGGACGCCGUCCAUCAACCAUCAUCCACUUCUGGCUCUGAGUUUGACCACAGCGCUCAUCCUCCUCCUGUACAUCUACAACUAAUCAAUGUUUCACUAAAUCACUGCCAUUUUAAUCAAUAACAUUAUAAAGCCAGGAAAACUGUGGAUAAACACUCAUUUCUAAACAAUAGAUGCUGUAAAUGUGUAAGAUCCUGUGUACAUGAUGGUAAAUUUGCUAAUUUAAUUCAGUACAGCUUUGAUUGAUUUAAUAAGAGUUUAGAGAAAGUUAUUUUAAUA
Messenger RNA from Danio aesculapii, 4409 nucleotides. RefSeq names its product CD109 molecule (gene cd109). The record is from RefSeq and is a predicted model, not a curated record. Gene Ontology annotation, cellular component: extracellular region. Gene Ontology annotation, molecular function: endopeptidase inhibitor activity. Lineage: Eukaryota; Metazoa; Chordata; Actinopteri; Cypriniformes; Danionidae.